AUGCUUGUGGUUCAGGAUGUUGGGAAUCAGGUUUCUCUUGGCCCCGUGCGGCCUGGUACUUGGUUUUUUGCUGCUUUGCAGCUCGUUGGGCAUCCUCUUCCCGAGUUGGGCGAGACUUGCUCGCAUCUGUCACCUCCUUACCCUUCUGUUCCCGGCAUCUUUUCUGCUCGGCUGCAUUGGGAAGCGCUUGUUGGGGGGAUGGCUGAGGAGGUUGGCGAGGAAAAGUCCUUGGAACUGCUGGGUUCCUUAAUUCUCCAAGAGGUAAAACUGACCUUUGGUGUCAAAACUGAGAUUGAAAAUCUAACAAACACACUUUCCACGAUCCAAGCUGUGAUCUUAGAUGAGGAAAAGCAGAGUUCUCAUAGUCGUCAAAUCAAAGACUGGCUCAGAAAGCUCAAAGAUGUCCUCCAUGAUGCAGAUGACUUGCUGGAUGAUUUCUUCACUGAAGUCUUGCGGCACAAAGUGAUGACAAAAAGGGUACGCCUUUUCUCUUCAAGUUCAAACAGUCUUAUUGCUUUAAGUCCUAAGAUGGCCAAUGAAAUAAAAGCAAUUAGGGAGAGACUAAAUGCCAUUGCAAAAGACAAAGAGGAUUUCCACUUUAUUCAAAGUUCCCUUGAGCCACAAGUUAUGAAUAGGGACAGGGAAACUUAUUCUUUUGUAUUGGAAGAAGAAAUAUUUGGGAGAGAGAAAGAUAAGAAAGAAAUCAUAGAACAUCAUUUUGAUGGCAAUGUCUUAGAAAAUAUUUCUAUAAUUCCAACAGUUGGUAUUGGAGGAUUGGGGAAGACAACACUAGCUCAACUAGUAUAUAAUGAUGAAAGUGUCAAAAGCAAAUUUGAGCUAAAACUUUGGGUUUGUAUUUCUGAUAUCUUUGAAGUAAAACUAAUUGUUAAAGAAAUUUUAAAACAACUAACAAAGGAGAAGUUUGUAGAAAGCCUUGUGAUGUUGCAAAAUCAGCUUCGAGAAAAUCUAAAUGGGAAAAAAUACUUGCUUGUCUUGGAUGAUUUGUGGAAUGAGGACAAUAAUAAAUGGCUUCUCUUGAGAAAUUUGUUAAUGGUUGGUGCAAGGGGAAGUAGACUAAUGGUGACCACACGCUCGGAAAGGGUAACAAGGACAACAAGGGCAACUUCAUGGUAUGCUUUAAGAAGCCUACCUGAAGAAAAGGCUUGGGGUUUGUUUGUAGAAGUGGCAUUUGAGCAAGGUCAACUACCAGAGAAUGAAGCCUUUGUAAGUUUGGCAAAGGAGAUUGUCGAGAAGUGUGUUGGGAGCAAUGAUGAUGAUGUUAAUGAGCCACACCAUCUCUUACUUCCAUCAUUUCCUCAUCGUCUUUCCCAGUUAAAGAUUCUUGGAUGCCCUAACCUGACUUGCAUGCCCCUGUUUCCAUAUCUCAAAGAAGAGCUAACAUUGGAUGGAGCUAGUUUGAAGGAAUUGGAGCAGGGAAAGGAAAUGAAAGCGAAAAUGGGUGCAGCAACCACAUCAACCUCUUCCUCCUCCUCUUCAUGCUACUUUCCUCUCUCUCGAUUACAAUCUUUGUGGUUAAAGAAUGUUAACCAUUUAGAAUCUCUUCCAAAGGAGUAG
Quercus lobata is the source of this 1575-nucleotide messenger RNA. Its product is annotated as putative disease resistance protein RGA4. Lineage: Eukaryota; Viridiplantae; Streptophyta; Magnoliopsida; Fagales; Fagaceae. Gene Ontology annotation, molecular function: ADP binding. The coding region runs from base 1 to 1575 and encodes 524 amino acids. The transcript has 3 exons. The record is from RefSeq and is a predicted model, not a curated record.